UCGUUCGCAACGGAGGCGCAAAAACAAAAGAAUCCCAAACACACAAAAAAGGCCACCAACAACAGGCGCCAGCGGGCAACGAGAACAACGUGGCUGAGAGCAACGACAACGAACCAUCCAUGAUUGGCUCGCACGGUCCCAGACUGCAAAAGAAACGCGCCCUCAACAGCUACUCCAAUUUUCCCUUAUAACGACUACCCCCCCCUCUGAGAUAUACCAAAAAACUACCAUUAUAAUUAGCUGUUAACUAGUCAAUGCCAAAAAUGAUAGUCGACAAGACGGACUCGGUGGGCGAGAAUGCCUGGGCCAAGCUGCUGCCCGAGGAGAAGGACAAGAAGAGCGCCCCCGUCAUUGUGAAGAUGGGCGGCGGCAACAACAACGACUCCAAGGAGACCACCCCGCUCAAUGUGGACCAACUGGUGGCCGCCACAACCCCGGGUGCCGGCUCGGAGCAGGGCGGGCCAGCGAGCGCCCUGGAGGAUACCUACAAGCGCACCGCCACCUACGCCUCGAACAUCAACAGCACCGGCGGCGAGUCGAGCGGGAGCGGGACGCAGCUCUCCCGUAAGGAGUCCCUGCUGGGCAGCUUCCAUCGCCAGAUCCGUCGAUCCAUCAAGGCGGUUAGCGAAUCGCCUGGACCACUUACCAGGUGA
Messenger RNA from Drosophila bipectinata, 653 nucleotides. NCBI's taxonomy places the organism in Eukaryota, Metazoa, Arthropoda, Insecta, Diptera, Drosophilidae. The record is from RefSeq and is a predicted model, not a curated record.